ACGUACCGUACCAUCCAUGCUGACAGCGCGCGUCCACGACGCAUACCUGUCGCCUGUCGGACUACCAUAACAUAGAAAACAGACCGUAAAAAUAUAAUUUUCCGAUUCGAAAUCGCAUCGAAAUUUGCAACGACAUUAUUUAAUAUAUACUGCAUAUAAGCAACGUCGUUGACGCGCCGUAACACAUCACGUUGCACCAUACGGACCUACGCGGCAAUCGCAUAACCAAUAACAAUAACCGUUUUUCGGGAACUGAUUUCACAAUAUUCGCGCAUAGGUUUUCGCCGGCGAAAUAAUCACGCGCGGACGGGCGCGCACAUUGCCGUUUUUGCAGCCGUCGUCCGCUGCUGCAGCCGCGGACCACGACAACCCGUACGCCGCCGCUGUCGUUGUCCCGUCCGAUGGAGAUCACAGUGUCCGCGCCGAUCGACUUUAGCGUGUCGGUCAAGAGAACGCCGCCGACGGCGGUCGUCAGGACGCCAUCGUCUGGGGCCGCCGCGGCCGCUGCCGCCGCUGCCGCCGUUGCGACGAGUUGUGACAGUGGUGCUUCGUCCAACACCGCCGCACAGCAGUCCAACGACGGUCGCCGUUCACCGGUCGUACCGUCGUCCGGUCUCCUCAAGUUCGUUCAGCACGACCACCAACACCAUCAUCACCAUCACCACCAUGCCACCGGUGCCGCCGUUUUGAACACAGCGGUCGUGAACGGGCACCACCACAGCAGCGCUGGCGGCAACAGCGCGUUCCGCUUGGUCACCCCGAAAGCCAAACAUAACGAUUGCAUUAAGUUCGGUAUCAGCCGCCUGGUGGAAAAGUUUAACGACAGCCGUUCGACUUACGAUACGUCGUAUGCUGCGAACAACAACAACAACAUCACCAAGAGCCUCAAUGAACCGGAUGUCGACAACCGUCGCGGUGACGAUGACGACGACGAACGAGAAUUGAAGAGCGGCCGUUGCACGAGAGAGUUAGGCCGGAAGAUAUGGUCACCGAUGAGGAGUUCGCCAUCGCCAUCCUCGUCGUCCGAAUUGGACGUGGAAAGCCGAUUAGCAUCGCCGGACAUCGACGUGACCAAGUGUGGCUCUACCCCGCCACCACUGGUGCAACCAUCGCAACCUGCCGUCUCUAUAGUGCAAGUGACCACCCGCAAGCCACCCGUGACCGCCAAGAACUCGGAGGCGUUUAGCGUUAGCGCGCUACUCAAGCCAGACGCGCCCCGCACCACCAGACAUCCGUUCAACAAUCAUCACCACCACCAUCAUCAGCAGCAACACCACCAACAGCAUCACCACCAGCAGCAGCAACAGCCGCCGGCCAUGACAGCCGCUGACACAAUUUCGGUCACCAGAUCGUUAUUGUAUCCGGCCGUCCAGUUCCCGGAUCUGAUCAAAGACACCCGGAAGGAAGUGCACCUGCACCCGUCCGCGGCCAAUACGCUGCUCCAGAAACACUUUUCCGGUUUCAGCUUUCACCCACACUUCUAUUCAGCCGCCAACAUGUUAAACCCAUCUAGUGGCUCACCUGAGCACGCUGGCAGCGGUGCCGGCAGCGGUGGCAGUGGUGACCCGCACACUGACAACAAUCACAACCUGCUCACUAACUCACUGUACCUAAGCCUGGGUGCCGUGCAGGCCGCCGCCGCCGCCGCUUUUGUCCAUCCGCUGUCCACAACCGGCAUGAAUUCACCGGCGGCCAAUCCGUUCCACUCGUCUGGCCAACAGCAGACUUCGGGUGGUGUUGUGGUGCCUCACCCGUCAGCCGAGGAUAUGAUGAAGCUGCGACAGCAGUUCGCGCCUGGCGCUAACCAGCCGCUAGCCGCUGCGCCGCCGUCGGACCCCGGUGGCCACAUGCGACACCAUCACAUGCUAAUGAGGGGCUCAGUAUUCGGAGACGUGUACUCGUGCAUCAAGUGUGACAAAAUGUUCCCCACGUCGCACGGCUUGGAGGUGCACUCCCGGAGGUCACACAACGGCAAGAGGCCAUUCUCAUGCGAGCUGUGCAACAAAUCGUUCGGUGCCGAGAUAAGCCUGAACCAACAUCGGUGGCUCUGUUGUCGUCGAUCGGCGCACAACGUAGAAAAGCUGUUUGAGUGUAAACAGUGUGGCAAAACGUUCAAAAGGUCAUCUACUCUAUCUACGCACUUGCUAAUCCACUCAGACACUCGGCCAUAUCCAUGUCAGUUUUGCGGAAAACGAUUUCAUCAGAAAUCCGACAUGAAGAAGCAUACGUACAUUCACACAGGUGAAAAACCGCAUAAAUGUCAAGUGUGCGGCAAAGCAUUCAGCCAGUCGUCGAAUUUAAUUACGCACAGCCGGAAGCAUACUGGGUACAAACCGUUUGCGUGCGACCUAUGCGGCCGUGCUUUUCAACGUAAAGUCGACCUCCGCAGGCACAAGGAAACGCAACACACUGAUUUCCGGUCUGGAAAUCUCACGUAAGCCUAACCACCAUCUACUCCACCACAUUCACACACACAUACACACACACACACACAAAUAUAAAAAAAAAUAAAACAAAAAAUAUGUCUAUAUAAUAAUUGUCGCGCAUACAACACUAUAUUAUAACUCGCACCUGUAUCCACUUUUACAUUACAUUGUUAUAUAUUAUAUUAAAUAUGUAUAUAAGUGUCUUAUCGUUUCUUCUGUGUCUUUAUUUUUAAACUUCAUUGUUUAUCAAGUUUUUCCAACUUCAAUGAUCAAUGGUAAAUCAUCAUAAUUAUAAUUAUUAGUACCUACCUAUUAUUAUUAUUGUCGUUAUAUUGGAUUAAAUAUAAGCCGCAGUCGCUGUGUGUUCAUAAUGUAUUAUAAUAUGUUAUUAUAUUGUACACUCGACGACGUGCGAUGUCAUGCAUGACAUAUAUUUCUUAAAUUAAAUUAUAUAAUUCAUAUUAUAAUACUUAAUAUUGUGUAUUUGUUAUGUAUAAUAUACACAUAAAUCUUAUACUUUGCU
Molecule: messenger RNA, 2949 nt
Organism: Rhopalosiphum maidis (corn leaf aphid)
Lineage: Eukaryota; Metazoa; Arthropoda; Insecta; Hemiptera; Aphididae
Gene: sens-2
Product: protein glass
Exons: 5
Coding region: 402-2438 (678 amino acids)
Biological process (GO): regulation of transcription by RNA polymerase II
Molecular function (GO): DNA-binding transcription factor activity, RNA polymerase II-specific; RNA polymerase II cis-regulatory region sequence-specific DNA binding
Source: RefSeq, a predicted model, not a curated record